Messenger RNA from Lentinula edodes (shiitake mushroom), 1248 nucleotides. RefSeq lists its product as uncharacterized. The transcript has 6 exons. NCBI's taxonomy places the organism in Eukaryota, Fungi, Basidiomycota, Agaricomycetes, Agaricales, Omphalotaceae. The record is from RefSeq and is a predicted model, not a curated record. The coding region runs from base 110 to 1078 and encodes 322 amino acids.
GCAAUGUUAGAGCGCUCUGUUCCCACUGCGAUUCCGACAUGGGUUUCACUUGAAUUGGAAUAAUUUCGGUAUAUAAGUCCACGUCUUCUUUAUAUUUUCCGCAUUCACCAUGCUAGGCUUUAAUUUCUUCAGUAAAAAACAAUGGGAGGUCUCCUCCAUCCCUGAUCUGACUGGUCGCGUCGCUAUUGUGACAGGAGGAAAUACUGGACUUGGAUAUAUCACUGUUCGUGAACUGGCCCGCAAGGGUGCUCGAGUAUAUAUGUUAAGCAGAACGGAAACUCGCGCCCUCGCCGCCAUUGCGAAAAUCAGGAAGGAACUGGAUUCUGAACUCAAACCUGAGCUUGAAUACAUCAAGUUUGAUCUUUUGAGUCUCAAAUCUGCAAAGGAAGCAGCUGAAGAGUUCAUGCGUCGUGAGAAAAGGUUGGAUAUCUUGGUGAACAAUGCUGGUAUUAUGGCUACCCCAUAUGAGCUUGGCCCUGAUGGAAUUGAAAUACAAGCCUGCAACGGGACUGGUCACUUCGCAUUGACUGUUUCUCUCCUUCCUUUACUGAAAGAGACUGCCGCCAUGCCAGACUCGCAUGUUCGAAUAGUGAAUGUCACAUCUGCUGGCUACCUUUUUGCGCAUAUGGAGAAACCUAACUUCACUUCCCUUGAGGCUUUGAAUCAAAAAGCCUGGUCAACAUGGGGGAGGUAUGGCUUAUCAAAGUUAACGAACAUCUUGUUCACCAACGAGCUUCAGAAGCGUUUCGCUGAAUCGGGAAUCACGAGCAUAUACUGUUUAUCUGUUCAUCCUGGUGCUGUAAAUACUGAACUGACACGCGGACCUCUACAGUCGUGGCCCUUCCUUGCGCCUCUAUGGUCUCUUGCAAAGUUGUUAACUAUGACCCCUGAACAAGGUGCUUUAACACAACUCUAUGCGGCGACUUCUCCAGAAAUUGAAGAGAAGGAUCUAAAAGCCGCAUUGCUAUUUCCUAUUGCCCAAACGAAAUCCAAGUCGUCUCUUGCGAAAGAUAAGGAUGGUAAACUAGGUGGUGAUUUUUGGACUCUUUGCGAGGCACUGAUUAGGCAGAAAGCUUGAGAGUCGAAGCAAACGUGGGGUCGAAUACUUGGUUGUGUAGGCGAACGAUACAUGUCUGCUACUGGUCCUUUGUGACUGUUGGCGACGGUAUAUAAUAUGUAGAACCGCAAUUUUUUAUCAAAGGCGGGAGUGGAGCUUACCAACCCGCACUCUUCGGUGCCAGAUUAUGU